Molecule: messenger RNA, 880 nt
Organism: Papaver somniferum (opium poppy)
Lineage: Eukaryota; Viridiplantae; Streptophyta; Magnoliopsida; Ranunculales; Papaveraceae
Product: peroxiredoxin Q, chloroplastic-like
Exons: 4
Coding region: 47-691 (214 amino acids)
Biological process (GO): cell redox homeostasis; cellular response to oxidative stress
Cellular component (GO): chloroplast thylakoid membrane; cytoplasm
Molecular function (GO): thioredoxin peroxidase activity
Source: RefSeq, a predicted model, not a curated record
CUCUCUUUCUAGCUGUGAAAACAUUUCUUUUUGUUGUUGUUCAUCCAUGGCUUCUCUAACUCUUCUUAACCACUCACUACAUUCUUCUUCAUUGCCAAAAACAGUUCUGAACACCAAAACAUUUCCACAAUAUCUCUCAUCAUCAUCAUCAUCAUCACGUUCUCAGUUUUAUGGUCUUAAACUUUCUUCUUCUUCCGUGUCUUUCCCAUCUACUUCUUUAAAGAAGUUCUCCAUUUCUGCUAAGGUUGAGAAAGGUUCAGUUCCUCCUGCAUUCACUUUGAAGGAUCAAGAUAACAAGAAUGUUAGUCUUUCGAAGUUCAAAGGAAAGCCAGUUGUGCUUUAUUUCUAUCCUGCAGAUGAAUCUCCAGGAUGCACUAAACAAGCCUGUGCCUUUAGGGACUCGUAUGAGAAGUUCAAGAAAGCAGGAGCUCAAGUUGUAGGGAUUAGUGGUGAUAGUCCUGAGUCUCAUAAGGAAUUUGCUAAGAAAUACAGGCUUCCAUAUACACUACUAAGUGAUGAGGGUAACAAGGUGAGGAAAGAGUGGGGAAUACCAUCUGAUCUAUUCGGAGCAUUGGCUGGAAGACAGACUUAUGUUCUUGACAAAAACCUUGUGGUUCAAUACGUCUAUAACAAUCAGUUCCAACCUGAGAAGCACAUCGACGAGACAUUGAAGAUACUGCAAAGCUUAUAAGGUUUUUGCGUUACAAGUCACAUUUCACAAUUCAUCAUAUAUGUGUACAUCUUGCCAAAAGUACUCGACAACUAGUAUCUUUUGUACAUGAGUUCGUAUUUUUCUCCAAACACCAAAGGAAAUGUAUGUUGUAUAAGUUUACGCUCAGAACACCCAUGUAAUUGCCUUCGAUAAAAGUGAAAUUUCAGU